UGUAAACACAACUAGCACGUGCUCGAGCACCAGUGACUGUGCGCACUCACACAUGGCCUUACAUCAUUCAGCGGCCAGCUGCGGGUCUGUGCACGUCCAUUGGGGUCGGAUCUGGCUCUUUUGUAAGGACAACUCCGCAAACGCGAUCCACUGAACCUGAGACUCGUUUUGGGAUUGUAGAGAAGUCAUGGCAGGAAACAGAGGUCGCGGAAGGAGCCAGUUCACCUUCAAUGUGGACGCUCUCGGAUUUGGGAGGGGUGAUUCUUUACCCUCAUCUGCACAGACACCUUCUCCUCUUUUCCCUCCCAUGCAGUUUAGGCCAGUGCCUCUGCAUACAGGAGAAGAGGUGGACUACAUGCUCGCUCUUAAGCAGGAGCUGAGAGCCUCCAGCAAGAACCUGCCGUUCCACAUAAAAGCUGCCAGAACAAAGACAGAUGUGGCACGCUACUCUGAUAAAUAUCAAAACGGAGAGCCGAAGAACAACUGCAUUGAAUGGAGUCCAGACUGGAGCCGAAUGCCAAAAGAGCUUUGCAUUAAAGUACGGAAAACAAGGAAAGCUGCUAUAGGUGCCAGACCACAACUCACGCCAAAAGUUGCUGCUAAAAAAGAAGAGGUUCUCCAAAAACUUGAGACCCUUGAGAAAAGAGAAGAAGAGCAGCAUUCUGAGGAAGAGGAGGAUGAAGAGAAGAAGAAAAAGAAUGACGAGGAGGAGGAGCCGGAUGCGGAUGAAGACUACGAUGAAGAGGAGCUCGAAGAUGAGACGGACUACAUCAUGUCCUACUUUGACAACGGAGAGGAUUUUGGAGCGGAUAGUGAUGACAAUAUGGACGAAGCUGUCUACUAGUGUAUUUUAUUUGAAGCUCUUCUCGCUGGGGGAUGAAUAUUUCUGUGAGUGAGAGUGAAAGUAUGUGUUUCAAGAAGAAGCGUCUUGAUUCAAGCCCUCUCUGUGUGCUACACAUACUGACUUUGAUAGUGACUGGUGUUGUAAAGAUCCAGAGACAGAGAGGGAGUGCUGCUGCUAAAGAUGCUGUUGUGUGAUUUAUCAGCUGCUUCACUGAUCCAUACCGAUAUACUGCUGCUGCUGCUGUUCAUUAUGUGACUGAAACACAAUCUGCUCUUAAUUUUUUAGUAUUUUUCGGACUAUAAGUCGCACCUAAGUAUAAGUCGCAUCAGUCCAAAAAUACGUCAUGACGAGGAAAAAAACAUUUAUAAGUCGCACUGGACUAUAAGUCGCAUUUAUUUAGAACCAGGAACCAAGAGAAAACAUUACCGUCUCCAGCCGCGAGAGGGCGCUCUAUGUCUUCAAUGUAGACUACAGGAGAACUGAGCAGCAUAGAGCGCCCUCUCGAGGCUGGAGACGGUAAUGUUUUCUCUUGGUUUAUUUCUCUCAGUUCAUGUCAAAUUAAUUUUGAUAAAUAAGUCGCACCUGACUAUAAGUCGCAGGACCAGCCAAACUAUGAAAAAAGAGCGACUUAUAGUCUGGAAAAUACAUCGGAAAGCUCUGCUUUAAAAGGCUGCACACAGAAGGCAUCUUUCCUUUUUGUCAGACAGAAGAUGACACUACAGACCAUCUCAUGUUUACACCUGAUAAUGCCUUGAAUUGUGAAUUACACCUGUAUAAGAGUGACUUCUCUGUUUUAUUAUUUUUUGUCUGAGUGGUUUGAGUGUGUGAAUGUAUAAUAAAUAGGGGGAAAAAAAAUUAAAGGUUUUUUUUAGGCACGUGAUGCAA
Molecule: messenger RNA, 1729 nt
Organism: Carassius gibelio (silver crucian carp)
Lineage: Eukaryota; Metazoa; Chordata; Actinopteri; Cypriniformes; Cyprinidae
Product: DNA-directed RNA polymerase III subunit RPC7-like
Exons: 8
Coding region: 188-844 (218 amino acids)
Biological process (GO): transcription by RNA polymerase III
Cellular component (GO): RNA polymerase III complex
Source: RefSeq, a predicted model, not a curated record